AUGAAAGAGGAAGAAUCCUUAUGGUUGUUAAAUGCAAUGAUGCAAAUGCUCAACAGUGCAAAAGAAAGAGUUACGAAAGAUCACGCAAGAGUCAGAAAUUAUGUAGAGAAUAUUAAAAAAGGCGUUAGCGAUUUAAAGAAACUGGACGAUAUACAUAGGAGUGCCAAUAUUUUCAAUAAGGUAAUGAAUAGCAUUAAUGAAAUUAAGGAUACAACGUAUAUCUACGAUAGGAAUGAUGCGGACAAUAUAUACGAAAACAUGAUAAAGGUGGCGAACUAUUUUUUAAAUGACAAUGUUAAAAUAGAAUCCAAGGAAAAGCUAAACGGAGCAGCACUUUCAGAGUCAGAAUCCGCUAUAGUGUCAUACAUUUAUGGCAAAAUAAGGGACGCAAGGAAAAUUGUAGAAAUGAUAGAAGAAGAGUCUACAGGUAUACAUGAUAAACAAAUAGAAGGCGAAAGACUCUCAACAGAAGCGAACCACAUUUAUAGAGUGGCAAAGGUAAAUAAUGAACUUAACAACAAAAAGGAUGAAGCAAAACUUAAGUUAAUAUCUGUGUUAGCCGAAAUAGAGAAAACAUUACAUAAAUUAAAAAGUGUGAACAAAAUAAAAUGCCACUAUGAUAAUUAUAAUAAUAUACUAGAAUAUAACGAAGAACAUGAGCAUUUUAAAAAAAUUUCUUCUAUCUACGAGUUCAAGAAGGCUCAAAUAGGGAAAGAAGCAGAUAUAAAUGAAAUGAAAACUGAUGUAAAUAAGUACCAAGACAGGUUAGCCAUUUUAGAUAAAAACGGGGAGUCUUUUAAAGAAAGAAGCCUUGACAUUUCUGCUGCACAAAUGUAUAAAACUGACGUUGAAGAUAUCAUUAAUAAACUAAACUCUAUAGGUAAUAACAUUAAUGGAAUUAAUUCCACGUUGGAUGAAUUGCUAAAAAUAGGAAAUAAGUGUCAGCUGCAGCAGACCUUUUUAAUCAGCAGUUCUUUGAAUUAUAAAAUUGCAAAUUGUUUAAUAAAUAUUACAAAACAAAAAUAG
This is a messenger RNA of Plasmodium fragile, 1026 nucleotides long. RefSeq lists its product as uncharacterized. Lineage: Eukaryota; Apicomplexa; Aconoidasida; Haemosporida; Plasmodiidae. The record is from RefSeq and is a predicted model, not a curated record. The coding region runs from base 1 to 1026 and encodes 341 amino acids. The transcript has a single exon.